GGCAGCUCCUGGGUGCAGGUGCCAGGUAGGUGGCUCCGGCCAGCCCAGCCCCAGCAUGAGCUCCUUCGACCUGCCGGCGCCCUCCCCACCUCGCUGCAGCCCCCAGUUCCCCAGCAUCGGCCAGGAGCCCCCCGAGAUGAACCUCUACUAUGAGAACUUCUUCCACCCACAGGGCGUGCCCAGCCCUCAGCGACCCUCCUUCGAGGGGGGCGGCGAGUAUGGGGCCACCCCCAACCCCUACCUCUGGUUCAACGGGCCCACCAUGACCCCGCCACCCUACCUGCCCGGCCCCAACGCCAGCCCCUUCCUGCCCCAGGCCUAUGGCGUGCAGAGGUCGCUGCUGCCAAGCGUGUCGGGGCUUGGGGGGAGCGACCUGGGCUGGCUGCCCAUCCCUUCGCAGGAGGAGCUGAUGAAGCUGGUGCGGCCCCCCUACUCCUACUCGGCUCUCAUUGCCAUGGCCAUUCAUGGGGCACCCGACAAGCGCCUCACCCUCAGCCAGAUCUACCAGUACGUGGCGGACAACUUCCCCUUCUACAACAAGAGCAAGGCCGGCUGGCAGAACUCCAUCCGCCACAACCUGUCGCUCAACGACUGCUUCAAGAAGGUGCCCCGGGACGAUGACGACCCGGGCAAAGGGAAUUACUGGACCCUGGACCCCAACUGCGAGAAGAUGUUCGACAAUGGAAAUUUCCGCAGGAAAAGGAAGAGAAAAUCAGAUGUUUCCUCCAGCACAGCCACCUUGGCCUUAGAGAAGACAGAGAGCAGUCUCCUGGCAGGCAGCCCCAAGACCACAGAGCCUCAGGACAUCUUGGAUGGAGCCUCACCAGGGGGCACCACCAGCUCCCCAGAGAAGCAGCCCUCCCCUCCGCCAUCAGGCACCCCUUGCCUUCACAGCUUCCUCUCCUCUAUGACAGCCUAUGUGAGCGGGGGGAGCCCCACGAGCCGCCCCUUGGCCACACCAGGACUGAGCCCCGAGCCCAGUGACAAGACGGGGCAGAACUCACUGAGCUUCAACUCCUUCUCCCCGCUCACCAACCUCAGCAGCCACGGCGGUGGGGGUGACUGGGCAAACUCCAUGCCCACCAACACGCUCGGCUAUGGAGGAUCUGUGCUCGGCCAGUUCAGCCCUCACUUCUACAACAGUGUCAACACCAAUGGUGUCCUCUACCCCAGGGAGGGCACUGAGGUCUAGGUACAGAACAGCUCCUGAGCCAGAUGGACGUGCCAGAAAGAAAAGCAGUGGAGGUCCUCCAUGCCAGCCCCAUGGUGGUCCAUGACUGUGGAACUGCCCAGACAUAAGUAGGAGUCUCCGAGGAAUCCACCCUCUUUCUAGAACACUGGUUAAGACUCCUGUUUAUCACACAUAGGCCCACACACAGACUCACCAACUUUGCAAUGGAAACACUGGUGCCUGCAGAGCAGCAAUAACAGUGGCAGGUGCCGUACUAGGCUCUGUACUGGCCACACUUACCACUGACAGUCACCCCGUAAGGUUCACAAACCUCCCCAUUGAACAGAUGAGGAAACUGAGGCUCAAGGAGGUUAAGUAACAUUUCCAGGGUCAUAUAAACUAGUAAAUGGCAGAGCUAAGAGUCAAAUCCAGGUCUAUGUGAUUGGAGGCUGGGAUAGAGAACUGGCUGAGUAGCCAAGGAAGGUCAGUGUGAAAAGCUUGCUAUGGCAAAUAGA
Piliocolobus tephrosceles (Ugandan red Colobus) is the source of this 1686-nucleotide messenger RNA. It is a transcript of the gene FOXI1, whose product is annotated as forkhead box I1. Gene Ontology annotation, biological process: regulation of transcription by RNA polymerase II; cell differentiation; anatomical structure morphogenesis. Bases 56 to 1192 code for a protein of 378 amino acids. The record is from RefSeq and is a predicted model, not a curated record. Gene Ontology annotation, molecular function: DNA-binding transcription factor activity, RNA polymerase II-specific; RNA polymerase II cis-regulatory region sequence-specific DNA binding. NCBI's taxonomy places the organism in Eukaryota, Metazoa, Chordata, Mammalia, Primates, Cercopithecidae. The transcript has 2 exons.